Messenger RNA from Esox lucius (northern pike), 661 nucleotides. RefSeq names its product gamma-crystallin M3-like. The coding region runs from base 43 to 573 and encodes 176 amino acids. The transcript is spliced from 3 exons. The record is from RefSeq and is a predicted model, not a curated record. Gene Ontology annotation, molecular function: structural constituent of eye lens. Lineage: Eukaryota; Metazoa; Chordata; Actinopteri; Esociformes; Esocidae. Gene Ontology annotation, biological process: lens development in camera-type eye; visual perception.
ACUGUUCAGUGUUUUGAAGAACAAACACAACCACCAACCACCAUGGGCAGAAUCAUCUUCUACGAGGACAGGAACUUCCAGGGACGCUCUUAUGAGUGUAUGAGCGACUGCUCUGACUUGUCCUCCUACCUGAGCAGGUGUCACUCCUGCAGGGUUGAGAGCGGGUGCUUCAUGGUCUACGACCGCCCCAACUUCAUGGGAAACCAGUUCUUUUUGAGGAGGGGAGAGUACUCUGACUACCACCAGUUGAUAGGAAUAAGCGAUGGUAUGAGGUCCUGCCGCAUGAUCCCAAUGCACAGAGGAUCCUUCAGGAUGAGGAUCUACGAGAGGGAGAACUUCGGAGGUCAGAUGAUGGAGCUGAUGGACGACUGCGAGUCCAUCAUGGACCGGUACCGCAUGUCUGACUGCCAGUCCUGCCAUGUGCUGGACGGCCACUGGCUGAUGUACGAGCAGCCCCACUACAGAGGCAGGAUGAUGUACAUGAGGCCUGGAGAGUACAGGAACUUCAGGGAGAUGAGCAUGAGUGGAAUGAGGGUCAUGAGCAUGAGGCGUAUCAUGGAUUCUUGUUAUUAAAUGCACUGAUAUCAUAUAUCAUAAAUGCACCUAUAUCAUAAAUGCACCAAUAUCAUAUUGCUGUCAAUAAAAUGUAAAUUACUCAAAA